GAGAGGUUGAUCUGCAGACUACCGACACGUCAUCUAGAUCAUAAAUUUUAAAUAUGAAGUUGAUUAUUCUGUAUUCACUUCUGGGAUUCUUCAUCAUUUGCAAUGGUCAAACCACUGCAGACCCUAAUGAUGAAGAUGAUGUUGUUGCCUCUGAAGCCCUAAACAGUGUUUGGAGUGGAUUUUCAAGUGAAGUAAUGAGAAUUCCUGAUUUUGCAGCCAAUACACGUCUACUGAUAAUGUCUUUUGGUAGAUUUGGCAUCUUCAUGCAAAUGUUUUCAGGUGAACGUCUACCAAUUGGCCGAGGCCCAUUAUGUUUAGUAAUGGUUCCUAUGUUUUGAAAGUAAACAUCAGACUGCUGGUUCUCACAAGAAAAUGCUCUCUGUUUCCCAAGAAGUUCUGUGAAGAAUGAAUCCAGAUGGUUUGGGUUUAUCGGAUAACUAAAUCUGAUUACAACAUAUUUGAUGGUACAGAGCCCUCUAAUGAGAAAUAGAAUGCUGAGACAUCGAGUUACUAUUGAUUCAAAUACCACCAUUUUAAAAUGCAUUUGAGUACAACCAUUGAAAUCAUUAACAUUUUUAGUCAUUUUAGAAAUCAAUCAAAAUCAUGAAAUCUUCAUAGUGUAUUUAGAUAUUAUCAAUAAAGACUUUUAGCAUUAUAAUGAA
Mus musculus (house mouse) is the source of this 662-nucleotide messenger RNA. RefSeq names its product predicted gene 1553. The transcript has 4 exons. The record is from RefSeq and is marked provisional. The coding region runs from base 54 to 338 and encodes 94 amino acids. Lineage: Eukaryota; Metazoa; Chordata; Mammalia; Rodentia; Muridae.